Paramecium pentaurelia is the source of this 1237-nucleotide messenger RNA. The record is from the annotation of a GenBank genome assembly. NCBI's taxonomy places the organism in Eukaryota, Ciliophora, Oligohymenophorea, Peniculida, Parameciidae.
AUGUAGCUAGAUCAGGAAACUCUAAAUCUAUUAUUCAAAGAAUUAUUUAAUUUAGAUUAGUUACCAAAUAAAGAUAGUGAAGAGUUAACAGUGCAAUACGAAUAUUAUGAUAAUACUGAGAGAAAAUUUCUAAAAUUAUUCCAAAAUAAAUAAUUAAAUAAUGAAAACGAAGUUAAGUAUACUCUAUCAUUAAAUUAUAGAUUAUUGCAUCGAUUUAUUGCCAGACUUGCUGAAGCAUAUCAGGUUUUGUUAGCUAAAAAAUCUAUAUUUAGAUCAAAAGCAUCAACAUUUCAACCAACCAUUUAUAAUUGUUUGUCUAAUAUGUAUGAUGGAAAAUAAGGGGUAUUUAUUUAAAUCAUUCAAUCCAUAUUUACGGAAUGUAAAUUGUAAUUAGAAAUUGCCAAUAGAAAGUUAACCAAUAAUGAUAUAGUUAAGCGAGUGAGUAUUAUGUUUUAUCAUUAUAAAGAUUCAUAGUUAAGAUUAAGAUUCCCAGAACAAUGAAUCUUAAUAAUAAUAAUAAUAAUUAUCAAUUACUUAAUUAUUAUUCUAAAGAAAAAGCACUUAACCUGAAUGGUAAAUCAAUAUUAACAAAAAUAAAAAUUUAAGCUAAUAUUAUAAAAAAACUCAUUUAAAGCUUUAUGAUUUACUUUCAAUAGACAAGUAAAUUAUUUAUAUUAUAAUUAGAAUAUAGGAUGAAUAAAUUCUCUAUUUUCAAAGCAGAGAAUAAAAUAUGGAUAAAUUAUAUUAAUAAUUGAUGUAAUAGAAUACUCAUAUAAAGAAAUCUUUGAAUUGGGCUGUUGAUUUAGACAUGAAUGAAUUUGAAAAACAUAUUUAAUUAAUGCAAAUCAAGUAAAACUCAACUUUUAUUCCAAAUAUUUAAAUUACACCUAUCACUAUUAUCAAAACUGAUUAAAUUGAUGGCCAGAAAACUGUAAGUUCAUUUUUUUCUUAGAAUGAACAAUAUAAAAUUAGAAGUUUCUCAUAAAAUUCUAAAAUGAAGGAUCUUUAUUCAUUUAGUGAAAAGAUCAAUAUUUUUCAUCCAAAUUACUAAGAUGCCAUUAAAUAUAAGAUUUCAUAAUCACAUUUAGAUAAUUAAUAAUAAUAAAAAAGAUAAUUAGUAUAGUAAUAAAUAAUAAAAUAAUCUCCUGCAGUAAAUAUGUUAACAAGAAAAAUGAUAUUUGAGUAAUAAUCUCAAAAUUCAAAAAAAAAAAAUAAGUCAUUUAGAUUUAAAAAUUGA